This is a messenger RNA of Pseudogymnoascus destructans, 1512 nucleotides long. RefSeq lists its product as uncharacterized. Gene Ontology annotation, cellular component: Ino80 complex. Gene Ontology annotation, biological process: chromatin remodeling. The transcript has 4 exons. The record is from RefSeq and is a predicted model, not a curated record. The coding region runs from base 388 to 1512 and encodes 374 amino acids. NCBI's taxonomy places the organism in Eukaryota, Fungi, Ascomycota, Leotiomycetes, Thelebolales, Thelebolaceae.
CGUGCUGGGGCGCGUCGUCUGGAACAUCUGGGCUUUGGGUAGGGAGGUCACGGGAAAUGUCUGGGAGUUCACGUUUUUGACAUCACCAGCAUCUCAAUUCGCAACUCGACCGGUUAUUUGGUUUCUCUGUGGAGUGUACAUCAUUCCUUACGGGCUGCCGACAUACUCGCGCAUAUCAUCCACCUGCAAGUAAGCGUUCUGAGGCCAAAUCGAGUCUCUCGCCCAGAAAGAACGUAUCAGAACCGCCAUCCGCCAUCCAUCACCCGCCCAGAAAGCAAAGCCCUGAUCAAACUGGAAUCAAGUAAACAAACAAGAUAAACCUGCCCGAAAUACAUAGCGGGACAGGGAACAUCGUAUUUAAACACGAAGCACGAAACACAUAUUAUUAUGUCUCGCGCGCGCCGCGAUCCAGACAGCAGUUCCCAUUCCCGCGCCACGCUAUCCCGCAACGACCCGCCCUCAUCGCCCCCCAACCUCUCCCUCCGCCUCACCGUCAAGAUGCCCGCCAGCAAGCUGCGCGCCGCGACGGGUGGGUCGUCGCGGACUAGUGGUGGGAGGCCGAGUAGUGGGAGUGGGAGAGGGUUUGCGGGGGAGACGAGGGAGAGUACGAGGGCGAGGGGGGUGAAGAAGAGUUAUGUGGUUGAGAGCGAGACUGAGGAGGAGGAUGAGGAGAUGGAGGAUUUGGGGGAUGAGGAGGAGGAGGAGGAUGCGGAGGGGGAGGAGGAUGAGGAUAUGGAUCUUGAUGAGGAUGCUGAGGGGGAGGAAGAUGCGGAUGGGGAUGAUGAUAUGGAGAUGGCUGGCUUGCCGCCUCCUACCCUUAAGAUCUCGAAGCCGACGAAGGAGAAACAUUCGAUUACUGUUAAGACUGCGGGGAAGAAGGAUGUUAGGGUCGUGGCUACGACCGAGCCGAGCGAUGAUGAGGAAUUGAGCGAUCUGGAGAGCGAGGAUGAGGAGGAUGAGGAGACAAUGCAGGUCGGCAACGAUGAGGAUGCUGAGGGAGAAGAUGAGGAGAUCGAGGUGGAGGAGGAAGAGGAAGAAGAUGAGCUUGAUAGUGAUGAGGAGGCUGGUGGGGGGAGCAGAGGUUCAACGCCCGACCUGAGCAAGUUAACGAAGAGACAACGAGCGAGGCUUGAUGAGAGUGGGAGUGGACACCUCAUGGCACUACCCGAUGAGGUACAAGUCAAGAAACACCUCACAGCAGAAGAACACGCCAUGCGCCGCGCCGAAAUGGCACGUCGCCGCAAGAACCUCAGCGAGAAGCGGAAUGAAGAAGAAAAAAUGGAAACGAUCAACAAACUCCUCAAAAAACAAGCCCCCAAAACUAACGCCCGCCGCCGCGACCUGAACGGUCUCACCGGCGAGGUCGGUCCCGACGGCGAGCCGGGAAGGCCUAACUCCGCUUAUGUGCGUUGGAUCAGCAAUAAGGAGGGGAAUAAGAUCUAUGUACCGACGGAGAUGGUGGAGAGUCCCGCUGGGAGGUUGUUUGCUGGGAGGGUGGUUGAGGAGGUGUAG